Molecule: messenger RNA, 1886 nt
Organism: Austrofundulus limnaeus
Lineage: Eukaryota; Metazoa; Chordata; Actinopteri; Cyprinodontiformes; Rivulidae
Gene: agmat
Product: agmatinase (putative)
Exons: 7
Coding region: 106-1215 (369 amino acids)
Molecular function (GO): agmatinase activity; metal ion binding
Source: RefSeq, a predicted model, not a curated record
GGCCCUCACGAGGCGCCACAGUGGACUUUGAAACCUUGAAACCUUUGGACCUGUGUCGCCUCGUCCACAGGUUUGACUGAAGCACGUGCCUUCAGGUAACGCAGGAUGUUUUCUGUUUGGAAAAACUUGACUUUAGGUCGCACUGCAGGGGGCUAUCCUGCUCUGAAGCGACAAGUGUUGGCUUUUUGCAGCGAGGGAGGAACUCCGAGCUUGAACCCCAACAGAAAGUGUUCAGAGAAACGUUACAAUGUUCCACCGAGCGCAGAGUUCGUGUCGCGGGUUUCUGGUAUUCCCACCAUGGCCAAGUUACCGUACAAGGACUCGGCUGAAGGCCUGGACGCGGCGUUUAUUGGUGUUCCGAUUGAUACCGGGACUUCGAACCGGCCUGGAGCCAGGUUUGGUCCACGACAGAUCAGAGUCGAGUCUGCCAUGCUGAGGAAUUACAACUGCGGCACCAUGGCGGCACCGUAUGAGUCCCUGAUGGUUGCUGACAUCGGGGAUGUAAAUGUGAACGUGUUUGAUCUGAAGGACACCUGCAGGCGCAUCAGGGAGACCUACAGAAAGAUCGUGGCCACCGGCUGCAUUCCUCUGACCAUGGGUGGUGAUCACACAAUUGCAUACCCAAUACUGCAAGCUGUUGCUGAGAAGUAUGGUCCUGUAGGUUUGAUUCAUGUGGAUGCUCAUGCUGACACCAGUGACAUGGUUCUGGGGGAGAAGAUUGGUCAUGGGACUCCAWUCAGACGCUGUGUGGAGGAGGGGCUUCUGGACUGCAAGAGAGUGGUUCAGAUUGGUCUGCGAGGUUCAGGGUAUUCUGCAGAUGCAUAUGAAUGGAGCCGAGCUCAGGGUUUUCGUGUGGUCCAGGUGGAAGAGUGUUGGUUCAAAUCUCUUGCUCCAUUAAUGUCUGAGGUUAGAGCUCAGAUGGGCAAUGGUCCUGUCUAUCUUAGUUUUGACAUUGAUGGUCUAGAUCCAGGCUUUGCCCCUGGAACAGGCACACCAGAGAUUGCAGGGCUAACACCCAUACAGGGAGUUGAGAUUAUUCGAGGCUGUCGUGGUCUGAACCUUGUUGGAUGUGAUUUAGUGGAGGUUUCUCCACCCUAUGACACCACAGGAAACACUUCGCUGACUGGGGCCAACCUCCUCUUUGAAAUGCUGUGUGUCCUGCCAAAAGUGAAAUACUACUCAUCUAAACAGACACAGAAGAAGUUUGACCUUUAAUUGCGUAAAGAUAUCUACAUGACAAGCUGUCCUCUAUUUUGUAGUGAUACAAGACAAAUUUACAAUUUUUAUACUCUAUUCAACUAAGAUGAAGAAAUUUUGUACAAUCAUUAAGUAUGAAUACAGUAAAUGUUAAUUUUUUGCAGCUACAGAUGUUAAACUGUUUUAGAUUGUGCUUUAAAUGAUUGCAGAAGUAUAUUUGUAGUCUCUUCUGACAACGGAGUUAAAWUUUUCAAAAUUUCAUGUAAGUGGCAUUUGAAAUAAAUAUGUACAAGAUGUGUCUGUAAUUGUCACAUUACAAMGACAGCCGGUGAUUCUGUYCACAGCACAAGGUGACCUUUUUCCCACUUGAGCACCUGACCCCUAAAAUGUGUGUGCACGUUACUGUGCAGUUKUGUUUAUCAAUGAGGUCCUUCUUUCUGUUUAAACUAAAUUUGUAUUAAAUUCCAAUGUCUGACCUGGUACCACCUCCAAGGGUGUGACCAGGAGGUCAGGUUUAUGACUCAUGGGGUUAAUUUAUCCUCAGUCUUCCUCUUAGAUGAGCUGGGGACAGACGCUGGCUGCUUGUUAUUGUUUAGGUUCUGAUAAGAACUGCACACACAGACUGCUGCCUGUGGGCUUUAAUGGACGCAGAUUUCUAAAUAAAACUUUCAAGAACAGAAUCAACUGUU